Messenger RNA from Trypanosoma grayi, 1932 nucleotides. RefSeq lists its product as hypothetical. Bases 1 to 1932 code for a protein of 643 amino acids. Lineage: Eukaryota; Euglenozoa; Kinetoplastea; Trypanosomatida; Trypanosomatidae. The transcript has a single exon. The record is from RefSeq and is a predicted model, not a curated record.
AUGGCAAGAGGCAUUGGAUGGAUGCGCCCCUUGCAGCACAACCUCAUAUCGUUCAUGUUGCUGCUGCUGCUGCUGCUGCCGCUCUUCUUUCCUCACGCCGGCGCGGCUGUGCCCCUCCCACCCUUCGCGACGGCGCGGAUUUUCACAGUGCUCAGCGGUCACACAAUGCCGGUCAAUCUGGGGGUCACACUCCACGACGCAUUCUUCACAGGCAGCACAAUCGACCCGCUCCCGGAGGCAACGGUGCAGUUUGCCUUGAACGUGGCGUAUACUACUGGCGGUGUGCGGGUCGGGACGCGGCCCUCCGUCUCCGAGGCGGCGACCAUGCGGCACGGAAAGGUGAGCGACGAUCCGCUGCGUGUGACCAGGGAGUUGGCGGGCUGCAGAGCUGGGGAGAGGAGUUGCACACGAUACUCGUCGGUGCAAGGCCCAGUGCCGCCGUACCUGUCCACCAAAACAACAGUGAAGUACAAUGAGCCAGUUCUUCCGUUCCGACAUGAGGGGGCACCUGUUGCUGAUAUCAAUACCAGUCACGGGUUCUCAUUCUACAACGGUUUAUUAUCUUUUGGAUCCUUCAUUCCCCAUUGUGUGUGGACGGGAUGUGUUUUCAUGCGCCCCAGUAACACGUGGAAUCCGUCAGGUGUUCGCUGUGGCGUCUUGUCCUUCGCGAACUGGUCGACUAUGCAACACUUUCCAACAGCAUCCUCCACGCUUUUCCGCUAUAUCACACCCACUUUCCCGUAUGCUUGCACGAAUAAGGUUGAGGUGGACGGCACAGGAGAAACAGCAACAGGUGGCGCAGCAGUGCAGGUGGGCUUUGUGUCCUCGGCACCUGCAAACGGCAUGGGUUUGUUGACGGUGUGUGGCGAGAACAGCAGUACCUGUACACAUGUCAACCACGCCGUCCGCGGCAUCAACAUUUGGAGGACGAGGAGCACUAACGCCACAUCAGCACCGCAACCGCAGGCUAAUGCGAUGUGUGUGGAGUGCAAAGAUACACCGUUGCACACCCCAUUCCGCUUCUUGCUCCAUGAGACACACGUGGAACUGGAGCCGGCCGGUCGUGUGGUUCUGAAAGGGUAUACGAAUCUUGAUUUUUCAUGGUGGCCCUACCAACGCUUUUCGCCACUAUCCAGCAUGAACGGUGCAAUGUUGCACUCCAUGGACUGCUCCACUUCCUCGGUGGCAGCGAAUGACUGUGUGUCCUUUGCCGACGAUAAGGACAGAGCGCGCUACAAGAGUCACCGCGAUUGCUUUGACGCCGACGCACGUGCCUGCUUCGUGUCGCCGCUGCAGCGCAGCGCAAUGAUCCAUGAUAUUCCCUUUCUACUUCGGUCAGCGCCGAAGCGGAUGUUUGGUCACGCCAUCCAACAGCGGUUCAUCGAGGAGCUGCAGCUGCCGCCAUGGGUGAAGCUAAUGAAGCAGUUGCUGCGGGAGGCAGAGGAAUCGGUGGUGUCUGACCAGAAAUGGACAGAAGCAGCGACGGACAUCGCCACGUGGCUGGCUUCGCUCAUGAACGAAGAGGUUGCGUCGAGGAUGGCUGUAUCAGGGGUGAAUGCUCCAGGUCUGAUCUGCACCAUUAUUUGCGUCAUCAUUACCACGUGGAAGCGCGGUUCUCUACUGAAUUGGCUCUGCUGCUUCUCGCAGAGGCCACCGCAAGAGGACAGCCCUACCACGAGGGUUGUGUCAGCGCAGCUGAGCACGUACUUUGACCGCAUCAAUUCGCCCUUACAAGGAGGAGAACUGCUGCGGAUGGGGAUGGGUCCCAGCAGGCGUCACCGAGCCCCGGAAGCGCGCACCAAGGUUGCAGAAGCAGCAGCAACAACAACAACAACAGCCGCAGCAGCAGCAGCUCUUGGGACAUCGGCAAAGAGCGCAGCGACAGUUAAUCGUUCAUCACAGGCAGCUCUAACCGCUGUGGUCGCAGGGUGA